AUGGCCAAUAUGUUGUCGCCGGCGGGCGUGCUCGCCUCAAAUGGUGUUGGAGCACGAAAGCCACCCUAUAAGGAAGUGGAAGUGAGAGUGGCGAGCAUAAGCAGCCCCGAAAUCGAUGCCAGUGCUAUGCUCGAAAAAUACAAGGAAGAAAGUGCCAAACGAUUCCGAGCCGAUGGCAUGAAACAAUUUACCAAUCUCGCGACAUCGGAAAAGUACCAAAAUUACAUCCAGGACAUCUGGGUCGAUGACAACGCCAUUGACCCCGGAGCAAAUUCGAUUACAGAUGGCUCCCGGCACGAGGUACUGAUCCUCGGAGCCGGGUACGGUGGUCUCCUCGCUGCCGCUCGAUUGAUUCAAGCCGGUAUCGACAAGAACGAUAUCCGUCUGAUAGACGCCGCCGGUGGCUACGGCGGCACAUGGUGGUUCAACCGAUAUCCCGGCCUCAUGUGCGAUGUAGAAAGUUACUGCUACAUGCCCCUCCUCGAGGAAUUGGGAUACAUGCCCAAGCAUAAAUACUCAUACGGGCCCGAAUUGAGACAGCACGCCGAGAACAUUGCGAGACACUUUGAUCUUCAGGACAAGACUUUGUUCCAAGCCCGAGCGGUCAGUAUGAAUUAUAACGACUCCAAGGGUGAAUGGACCACCAAACUCCGUUCGAUGCGGAAAGGUCAAGUCGGGCAAGAGAUCACGGUUUCGUCUCGGUUUGCCAUUCUCGCGGGUGGGACCUUGAACUGGCCGAAAAUUCUGAAUCUUCCCGGUAUGGAUGAAUUUAAGGGUCACACUUUCCAUACCGCUCGCUGGGAUUGGGCGUACACGGGCGGUUCAGAUUCUGAGACCAAUCCAGCACUUGUGAAUCUGACCGACAAGCGAGUUGGAAUUAUCGGGACGGGUGCUACGGCGAUCCAAGCAGUGCCGGAACUGGCCAAGUGGGCAAAGAAACUCUACGUCUUCCAAAGGACUCCCUCGGCGGUGGAUGUAAGAGGUCAACAGGUGACGGAUGAGAAAUGGUGGGCGCAUGAGAUAGGCGGAAGAAAAGGUUGGCAAACCGAAAGAAGGUUGAAUUUCGCCGCGUUCGCCUCCAACACUAUACCUCGACCCAAGGUCAACUUGGUCGACGAUGGCUGGACCAAGUUCCCAUCGUACGCUGGACUCAUAGGUAGCCCCGGGGCGCCUCUGUCCAACGACGACGUCUCCACCUAUGUGACCCUGCUCAGUACGAUGGACCUUGCUCGACAGGAAAGGGUUCGGGCCAGGGUGGACGAAGUCGUCAAGGACAAGGUCACUGCAGACAAGCUCAAAGCCUGGUACCCCGGUUGGUGCAAACGUCCGUGUUUUCACGAUGACUACCUCGAAAGCUUCAAUUCAUCGAAUGUCACUCUUGUCGACACUGACGGUCGUGGAGUCGACGGUCUAAGUGAACAUGGCGUCCUCUUUGAUGGACAAGAGUAUCCCGUGGACGUCCUCAUCUUCAGUACAGGGUACGAGGCUCGGUUGGGUAGCAGUCCAGCGGGCCGUUUACACAUGGACGUGGUCAACCAUGAGGGAUUUUCGCUCGACGACAAAUGGGAACAAGGCAUUGCAACUCUGCAUGGCAUUCAGAGCAAUGGCUUUCCCAACUUAUUCUGGCUGGGUCUGUGGCAGACGGGACUGUCUCCCAAUCAAUGCCAGAUGGUGGACGAACUGGCACAGCACAUGGCCUUUGUUUUCAAGGCAACUGUGCAAAAGUUCGGCGGCAGAAGAGAGGACCACAACAACAGCCUUUUAAAAUCGAAGGACAGAUAUGCCUUCACCAUUGAACCCACCAUCGCUGCAGAGGAGACGUGGACGAAAAAGAUUAUUGCGAGCGCCGGUGCCUUUGCCGCCAUGGCCAAUUGCCCACCAAGCUAUUUUAAUGGUGAAGGAGACGUUUACCGCAUUGCUGACAUGGGUCCCGAAGCUCGCGAGAAACUUGCCAGAGGCGGUUCGUGGGGGAGAGGAUUCGCCGACUUCGCCCGAGAACUUGAGAGCUGGAGAGCAUCCAAUUUUUGGGAUGAUCUCAACAUAAAGUCCAUACCAGCUUUGUGA
Fonsecaea pedrosoi CBS 271.37 is the source of this 2064-nucleotide messenger RNA. RefSeq lists its product as uncharacterized. Gene Ontology annotation, molecular function: oxidoreductase activity. The record is from RefSeq and is a predicted model, not a curated record. Lineage: Eukaryota; Fungi; Ascomycota; Eurotiomycetes; Chaetothyriales; Herpotrichiellaceae. The transcript has a single exon. The coding region runs from base 1 to 2064 and encodes 687 amino acids.